AUGACUAAGCGGAAUAAGAAGCCGAAAGACGAUGGUGACGACGGGGAUGAUCAAAGAGGAGGCAACGCUAGCAAUGGAUUAAGGGAAGAUAUAGCAAGUCGGUUUGCGAAUGACAAUGGCAAGGCACUUUCAAUCCAAGAUCGAUACGGAGCUACGCAUGUCAAGGACAUAGAUCGAAAAGACCUUAAGGACCCUAUCGAUAAGAGUAACUUAGCGUUAUUGUCGAGAUCUUUGAAGGAAUUUGGUCAGAUCAUGCUUACUGCAAACUUACGUCAGAACCGAUGGUUCGAAGCUGCGCAACAGAGUUUUAAGCCAUCAUCUUAUAAGUAUAGUAAUUUGGAGAAGGCCAAAGCUGCUGUAACAAAGCUGAAGACGUGA
This is a messenger RNA of Sphaeroforma arctica JP610, 378 nucleotides long. RefSeq lists its product as hypothetical. NCBI's taxonomy places the organism in Eukaryota, Ichthyosporea, Ichthyophonida. Bases 1 to 378 code for a protein of 125 amino acids. The record is from RefSeq and is a predicted model, not a curated record. The transcript is spliced from 3 exons.